GAUAUGCUGCAGUAGUGAUUUAUGGAACGGGAUCUUUCCACACUACUGGCUUAGUCGUCACUUCUAAGUUGCCGAGAUUCUCAGACAUGUAUACGCUUAUAAUAGCUAGUGCGGAUCCCGAAUCAAUAUCUGCAAAGCCACCAGUUGAAUUUACUAAAAGCGUCACUCAAUGGUUCACCAAGGAAGGAGUUCUGGUGGAGGGCCUGUUCUGGAAAGAUGUCGAGGACCUAAUAAACAAGUAUGCUGAAGAAACUAAAAAGAGCAAGUAGAAUUCGAACUUCCCCAAUACAAAAAGGGCUUUAGGAUAGUUUUACUUGCAGUGAUGACAUCAUCUGUGAAGUAUGUUUCAACUGAAAUGGAUUUUUUGUAUCAAGAAUCAUGCAAUCAAUUCUGGAACGCUCUUUUCUUAAAAUGCAGUUCUUUGGAUUAUUUUGUCCUAAAGUUAAUCACCUACAUGUUUUACAAUGCUUGAUAUCACCAUUUUAUUUAUCAAUUUCUUAUGAGAUCUGAUUUUGCA
This is a messenger RNA of Olea europaea var. sylvestris, 517 nucleotides long. Its product is annotated as probable signal peptidase complex subunit 2. Gene Ontology annotation, biological process: protein targeting to ER. The record is from RefSeq and is a predicted model, not a curated record. The annotation marks the transcript as partial. Lineage: Eukaryota; Viridiplantae; Streptophyta; Magnoliopsida; Lamiales; Oleaceae. The transcript is spliced from 3 exons. Gene Ontology annotation, cellular component: membrane; signal peptidase complex.